GAGGGCUGGGAAUGAUCAAAUACCACAACGUUGUGAAUCAUGUCUCCUACUGAUAGAUGUUAGUUGCAGAAUAGACAUUUUGUAUUUGUUUCAUAAAAUGAGAGCUAAUUCUGGCAACAAUAAUCUGAUGUAUUAGUCUUUUUUUCAGAGUGGUUUGAAAAAGAAAAAAAAAACCCAUGGAAGUGGCCAGAAAAAGUCUCUACGGGUGGAAGCGCUCCUGUCAGUAGCCUCGUUUGCCAUCUGACGGUGACGCUGGAGGGAGCCUGUAUUUUUAGUUUCAGGCACAGUUGCCGCUUUUGCCUCUCUUGCUCCUUAAAAAGAUUGAAGUUGCUUCUUGUGUCUUACAGACAGAAACAGUCUCCGCCAGUCAAGAAACCCUCAAAAGUAUUUUGCCAUGGAUGUAGAAGAUGAAGAAAACAUGAGUUCGAGCAGCACAGAUGUUAAGGAAAACUGCGGUAUGGACGGCGCGCCCCCCAAGGACGGCAGCGCCCCGGGGCCUGGCGAGGGCGCCCCGCUCUCCAACGGGGGCGGCGGGGGCGCCGGCAGGAAGCGGGCCCUGGACGAGAGCAGCAAUGGCCACUCCAAGUUCCGCCUGAAGAAGCGGAGGAGGGCGCCGGGGCCCGCGCUGCCCAAAAACGCGCUGAUGCAGCUCAACGAGAUCAAGCCCGGCCUGCAGUACACGCUGCUGUCGCAGACGGGACCCGUGCAUGCGCCCCUCUUCGUCAUGUCCGUCGAGGUCAACGGGCAGGUCUUCGAGGGCUCCGGCCCCACGAAGAAGAAGGCCAAGCUGCACGCGGCCGAGAAGGCCUUGCGCUCCUUCGUCCAGUUUCCCAACGCCUCCGAGGCCCACCUGGCCAUGGGCCGGAGCCUGUCCGCCAACGCAGACUUCACGUCCGACCAGGCUGACUUCCCCGACGCGCUCUUCAAUGGCUUCGAGACCCCGGACAGGCCGGACAUGCCCUUCUACCUGGGCGCCAAUGGCGACGACUCCUUCAGCUCGAGUGGGGACCUCAGCCUGGCCGCGUCUCCCAUGCCCGCCAGCCUGGCCCAGCUGCCCCUCCCCGUGCCCCCGCCGUUCCCACCCCCGAGCGGGAAGAACCCCGUGAUGAUCCUGAACGAGCUGCGCCCGGGACUGAAGUACGACUUCCUCUCGGAGAGCGGGGAGAGCCACGCCAAAAACUUCGUCCUGUCCGUGGUCGUGGACGGGCAGUUCUUUGAGGGCUCGGGGAGGAGCAAAAAGCUCGCCAAGGCCCGGGCCGCGCAGUCUGCCCUGGCCACUGUCUUUAACUUGCGCCUGGACCAGACCCCGUCUCGCCAGCCCGUCCCCAGCGAGGGCCUCCAGCUGCACUCGCCACAGGUCUUAGCCGAUGCCGUGGCUCGCCUGGUUCUGGAGAAGUUUGGGGACCUGACGGACAACUUCGCCGCCCCCCACGCGCGCAGGAAAGUUCUUGCUGGAAUUGUCAUGACAACAGGCACAGAUGUGAAGGAUGCCAAGGUGAUCAGCGUUUCCACAGGAACAAAGUGUAUUAACGGCGAGUACAUGAGUGAUCGCGGCCUUGCGCUGAACGACUGCCACGCAGAAAUCAUAUCUCGAAGAUCCUUGCUUAGAUUUCUUUACACACAACUUGAGCUUUACUUAAAUAGCAAAGAUGAUCAAAAAAGGUCCAUCUUUGAGAAAUCCGAGCGGGGAGGAUUUAAGCUGAAGGAGAACGUCCGGUUCCAUCUGUACAUCAGCACCUCCCCCUGUGGAGAUGCCAGGAUCUUCUCACCACACGAGCCCGUCCUGGAAGAACCAGCAGACAGGCAUCCGAAUCGUAAAGCCCGAGGACAGCUGCGGACGAAAAUAGAGUCUGGUGAGGGGACGAUCCCAGUCCGCUCGAAUGCCAGCAUCCAGACGUGGGAUGGGGUGCUGCAAGGGGAGCGGCUGCUCACCAUGUCCUGCAGUGACAAGAUGGCGCGGCAUCAGCAACGCGGAGGCGCGGCAGCCGGGGAAGGCCCCCAACUUCAGUGUCAACUGGACGGUGGGCGACUCGGCCAUCGAGGUCAUCAACGCCACCACAGGGAAGGACGAGCUGGGCCGCGCCUCUCGCCUGUGUUCCCUCCAACUUACUGCGCUCCAAGAUCACUAAACCCAACGUGUACCACGAGUCCAAGCUGGUGGCCAAGGAGUACCAGGCCGCCAAGGCCUGUCUGUUCAGAGCCUUCAUCAAGGCCGGGCUGGGCGCCUGGGUGGAGAAGCCCACGGAACAGGACCAGUUCUCACUCACACCCUGACGGGCGUGCAGCGCGGCCCCAAACCUCGCAGCUGAAGCGGGGCAGGUGUGGGAUGUGUGGGAGCUGGGCGCGCGGCACCGUCCCCAGGGGCAGGCGCACGGGGCGCGGGGCGCGGGGUCUGGCGUCAGGGUCCCGUGUCACCACCUGGCAUCUCUCUACAGCAGCGUUCCCCUUUUUGAGUCACCCAGUGACUGCUUUCAACCUCAGUUUACAUUUAGAAGUUGAGUUCUACUGAGUAGGGCUUCCUGAAGUUUAGGAAAAAUAGAAAUUACUUUUUGUGAAAUUCUUGAAUAAUUAAUUUAUUCAGAACUAGGAAUAUGGUUUAUAAAAUAAGAAAUAACUAUGUCAGGUCACUCUUAUGCCACAUUCUUUUAAUUGCAAAGAAGCAUUUAUAUACGGAGGGAGUGAGGAAAUAGAUAGGAAGCAGCAACCUAAAGAGACUGUACCGCUGUCCACACGUAGGUCCCUGUUCCCCGUAGGCCCCUCCCUGGGAGAGGACUCUCCGCACGGAGCCCAAGUCCACGGCGCAGCGACCCGUGGUGUGGCGCAUGGGGUCGCGGCCGGGUCCCUGCAGCCUCCAGUGUCCUCUAGAAGUUUCUGUGCUCCUCGUAGGACCAUAUCAUGGAAAAUCGUCUCUCGGUUGACUUCUAAAUAAUCAGAGGUCAAACAUGGUCAGUAAGCCUGGCCAUUCAUUUGGGUUUUUUAAGCAGUAUUUAGUUUUUAGGGACUAGAAGGGGUCCACGGGGGCUACUGCACAAUAGAUAACCUCGAAUUCCCUCUGGGCCUUCCUCUGAACUUCCUGGAUGUGAAUGACUGUCCCAAGAUCUCCACAGGAUGGAAAUAGAGCUAAGUAAGUCGGUAUUCAUUCUUGGAAAAUGCCACUUAAGGCGUAUUUUCUAAUUAUUCUUUCCAGCUUUAUCAAGGACAUGUUUGAAGUGUAAGUGUUCAGGCUGAGAGCUGGCGAGACAGCGUGUUGCUGGUGGGGUCUCGACCAGGUUGGGAUGUUGAUGUCACGGCAGGGAAAGGGGUGGUCUGGAGUCGGGGGUGCCCGGGACCCUGCUCAGCACCCCACAGCACACAGGCCAGUCCCAGGCGGGCUGAGCGAGCCGGGGGUCAGGGCAGGCGGGCAGGUGGGGACCCUGGGAGGCCGCCCCACCCUGAUGCAAAGGUCCACACCACGCUCCUCCCGCUUCCAUUCAGGAUCGGAGAGGAGCUUCGUGCCCUUCGCUGAGUUAGCACCAGUUCCUGGUUCUGGGGGGUCUUGGGGGUGCUAUAGGCAGAGAGGGCCCUCCAGCCAAGUCCAGGCAUCAAGCUGUGUGCCUGGGUGUCCCGUGUCCUUUAUGGGCUCAGAAAACUCAGAGCAGGAGCAGGACGGCCACUGGCACUUUGGCCCAGACCCCGGGCGCUCAGAGUGGGAGACGUGGUCUCAGAAGGUCAUGUCUCCAGGUGUCUCCUCGCGUCUGCACGGAGACUUGAGGUGCUGCGCCCCGUGGGCGCGUGCAGGGCAGGGGGCAGGGGGCCACACUGCCGGGGCCUGGCCGGGUCAGAGGACGAGGGUUGCGCACACCACCAUCUCUGCAGGGCGUUUCCUUGUCCCGACCCCGUCGGCACAGGGCUCGGGCCCGCGUGGCCCGGCGGGGCCUGCUGUGGUUUUACCCGAGAAAGGAAAGGUGUCUAGUGCCGGCCCCCGGCCACAGCAGUCUCCUGCACACUCAGAAAAGACCUCUGUGAGUCCCUGCAUUUUUAUUCUUAUCUCUAUAAAUGGUAUUUUUUCUAAUGGGGAUUGGGAGAUGGACUUAGUUUUUAAAAAAUAUGUGGAUUUUGGUGACAAAGUCCAGAGGAAUGAUGCUGUACUGCACAUGCACACAAGCAAUCCAGGAUGCCCGGCCCCCCCUCUGUCAGCCGACUGUGGACCUGAGCACGAUCCCCCCGCCAUGCCCCCAGCCCAGGUAAACGAAUGCCUUCCCGUGUGGGUCCGUGCCGCGUGGCUGUGCCCUGCUGCCUUUCCCGGCUCACACGUGUGCGACCGUCCAGGACGGCCCUGACGCGGGGCUCCUGCCCCGAGAGCACCCGGACCUGAGGAGGAUUCUGGGGAGGAAGGCAGCCAAGGUUCGCGGGCGAGGGGGGCUUGGGGACCCCUGGGCGGCAGGACCAGGCGGGGCUGCGGGGAGUCGGGCUGGGGCAGGAGGCCUGCACAGCUCCUGCUCCCGGGACAGGGCAACUGGCACAUGCCUCUGUAAGCAGGAAAAAGGAGGAAACGCACACCCCGCAAAAGACAAAUCAGGGAGCACAGCCCGCCGUGCAUCACCACGUGGGCAUUUCCUUGGGGUGUCGUUUUUGCAUCCAGGGUCCUUAAUCUGGGUUUUAGAAACUUUGGAAAUCUGACACAACCAAGCCCUUGAUCUUUUGAGAAAAUUCUUAAACUUUGAGGACAUUGUGAACGGUGGGGUUUGGGAGGGUUUCUGUUCUGUCUCGUCGGCUGAGCCUGUAGUACGUAUUCCGCAGAGACACUGGCCCUGCUGCAGUGCCUGGGCCCGCUGGGCAGCUGUCCUGCUGGCAGGAAGGUCCGCCACAGAGAAGUCUCAUUUUGUGACCCGAGCCAGGGCUUGUGGAGAGGGUGGCCAAGGUGGGGGCCGUGAUCGCUGGUUCCCCAGCCCUCACCCCUGCUUGGGGUCGGGAGGCCUCACCUCCUCCCUGCAGUUUGACUCUUGAGUCUUAAUGGGGCUUUUCAUCAUCUUUUUCUAUUUGGAGCUUUUUAGUAUAAUCAAAAACAGUUAUUUUAUUUUAAAAUGUACAAGCCCACAUUUCACAAGGUAUUAACUUCUCUGGAAUUUAUUUUUGUUGAAUAAUUUUGUCGCUUUCCAGGCUAUAGAAUCCCUGCUUUCCUUGUAAUUUCACGUGGCCGAGCCUCCCAGUCUCCUGGGUUAGGCAGGUCCCAGAAUGGAAUGGGUGGGUGCUGGGAGGGGGGAGCACGCCCUGCCCCUUUUCUCCAGAAACAGACAAAAAAGACAGAUGGGUUUUUUCCAUUUCCAAAAUAUUUUACACCAAAAUGUAAGGUCUGCCCCAACCAGAAAUUUGAUCCAGCACGAGAAGUAAAAUCAGCUGGCAUUCCCAUCUCUAAAUUCUGUGAAAUUAGUGAAUCUCUCAAAAGGUUUUCUUUUUAUCAAAACUGUACGAAUGGAAAGAGCGGAGUGUUUGUGAUUGUGUGAGUCUGGCUUUGCGUGUCCUCGUCCCCGGCGUGUCCUGCGACCGUCUCUCCCUGGCCAGAGGCCGGCCCGGGGCACUGGGGUUCUGUGUCCACAUGGCUGGGAGGGAGCGGCUCUGACUUGAUCUGACUCUGAGCUCCUAUUUCUGGCAGCACGUCUGCGCGUCCUCUCGUUCAGGGUUUGGGGGUACACGCCCCCAGCCCCGAGAACUCUCAUUUUGGCCACGGCUUGGGCUGGCGUUGCAUCACGGACCCAGUCGUGAACAGUUAAAGGCGGUCUGUGGAAUGUUCAUGGAAUGAGCUCCAAAAGCUGUUUGCUUCUCCAACUUUGGGUUAUAUGCUUUUAAUUUUAUCCUAGAAUUCGGACACUUCAUAUGAAUGUAAUUCAGCCAAGAACGCUGUCACUAAGGCACACUCCUCGGUGUCCCCUGUGUGUCCAGUGAUGUACAGGCCACACGUGACCCCCUGCAUGAGCUUCCUCCUGCACCAAGACCAGCCAGAACCGAGCAUGAGACCCUGUCACUCAGACAGAGGACUUGAGAUGUUCUCAAUAAAACCAUGUUUCACUAC
Messenger RNA from Balaenoptera acutorostrata (minke whale), 6049 nucleotides. RefSeq names its product adenosine deaminase RNA specific B1 (gene ADARB1). Gene Ontology annotation, biological process: RNA processing; adenosine to inosine editing. The transcript is spliced from 9 exons. Lineage: Eukaryota; Metazoa; Chordata; Mammalia; Artiodactyla; Balaenopteridae. Gene Ontology annotation, cellular component: cytoplasm; nucleolus. Gene Ontology annotation, molecular function: double-stranded RNA binding; tRNA-specific adenosine deaminase activity; double-stranded RNA adenosine deaminase activity. The record is from RefSeq and is a predicted model, not a curated record. Bases 395 to 2509 code for a protein of 704 amino acids.